Molecule: messenger RNA, 873 nt
Organism: Trichoderma breve
Lineage: Eukaryota; Fungi; Ascomycota; Sordariomycetes; Hypocreales; Hypocreaceae
Exons: 1
Coding region: 1-873 (290 amino acids)
Source: RefSeq, a predicted model, not a curated record
AUGUCCACAUCGCAUCACAAGGAUCUGGAGCGACUCCUCAUUGAUGAGAACAUCUUUCCUGAGGGGUACCAUCAUCCAAAUGGCCAUCCAACCCCCAAACCGAGCAAUCUAGACCAAAUUUUGGAGGACUUGUCAGUUAUGAGAUACGACAUGCGAGACGACUCAACAGCCGAAUUCAGAAUAUUCCAGCAGAUGAAUAACAGUGUCUCAAGAAGCACAAUAAUGCGCAGAGUAAUUCCAAUCCUUGAGGGCAGUGCAGGCACCGACAUCAUGAAUGACGGCGACAUCGAGUUGGAUAACUUAGCCCCUCUUGUCGAAGACAUCGAAAUAGUCCUUCAACCAGACUAUUUUAAUGGAGCUCCUUUUACUGCUGUAUAUAAGCAAGUAAGAGACGCUCUGGGUGGAAUCAUCAUACCGAGCACAGACAUCCGAGUCCCGGUAGCUCCAAACUUCUUCUUAGAGGUUAGAAGGCCAUCCGGGAACGCCGUCACCACAAAGCUAGAAGCAUGCUAUUACGGAGCAUGCGGCGCGCGAUUAAUGAACGCAAUGCAGAAUUAUUUCUAUGGCGGCGAUUACCCAUAUGACAACUACGCCCAUUGUUUCACCGCAACGUAUAUCAAUGGCCUCCUCAAAAUCUACGCCCAUUUUACCACUGCGUCGGCUUCUACUACCGGAGCAUCGCCGGCAUACCACAUGGUCGAACUCAAAGCCUUCAAUAUGACGAGCACCUACGAGGAUUUUAUUGCUGGUUGUGCUGCUUUUCGGAAUGCGCGGGAUAUGGCUGCCAAAUUCAGAAACUGCUUCAUUGCGCGUGCGAACGAAGAGGUGUCAGAGUAUAGAUUGGAGGAAGACGCAAAUGAGGUUGCAAAUUGA